Messenger RNA from Mercenaria mercenaria, 5467 nucleotides. RefSeq lists its product as uncharacterized. The transcript is spliced from 6 exons. The coding region runs from base 137 to 931 and encodes 264 amino acids. The record is from RefSeq and is a predicted model, not a curated record. NCBI's taxonomy places the organism in Eukaryota, Metazoa, Mollusca, Bivalvia, Venerida, Veneridae.
CCUUCUGUACUCGUAGUGUACCGAAGUGUCAACAUUUUUUAAGAAGUGGGUAAACAAAGUGACACAAGCGGCGCGAAAGUUUACAAUCUUUAUAUAGCAGAUUAUUGGUGAACAUGGACAUUAUUUUUAUUUCAUCAUGUUUAUUUCUGUACUAAUCAUUAUUCACGCGUGUUACGCAGUUGUUACAUCGAGGACAUAUCAAUGUAACCAGAAGAAUGAGUAUGACCUCUACAUGUCAUGUUUGAACCAAUGGAGGGUAGUGCGAGAUUUCAGUCUUGGACACUCCUCUUUUCUGAAGGAUGUCUCACUUAUAGACGAAAUAUGCAUCAUGCCUGAAAGCCUUACAGUAGAGGAGAUGGAUACAUGUGUGACUUAUGCUGUUUCUCCAUUUUGUGAAAAGAUCAUUGCACACUGGAAUGGGCUUAAACAGUUCCUCAGUUAUUUAUGUAAACACAGAGAUGCUUUUGAAGGGAAGUAUGCUCGAUGCAGAACUAAUGUUGGUUUUCAGUCAGCCUACGAACAGUGUUUGUCAACAAAUGUACAACAAAUAAGUGCAUUUAAGGACAACUGCAGGGCGUACAGACAGUUGGAAAGAUGCUUAAAGAACGCUCUGGCGGAAUAUUGUUCGAAGAGAGCAGCUGAAUUCUUCAAUUUGGCCUUUUCUACAAGGGAUGACCCUCUGAAAGCAUACAGCUGCAAACAAGAAGAAGAAAUCGUCCCUGAAUACAUGUUCGGCAUAAAGAGCGGUGGCAGCAGUGCUGAUGAUAAACAGAAAAACGAAAAACAUUCGACAGACCACUCUCCAAGUGAUAGUCACAAUGCCGAAGUUGCAGAAGAAAAUCUUGCAGUUAAUAAAUCAAAUGGCAGUAACAUAAUGCGUGCCAAUCCGUACUUUCUCCUGUUUUUGUACUUGUUAAGACUUUUUCAAUAAGGAACUGAAAGAAAAUUGAAUUCUAAAAGGAUUGUAUUCUUUUAAAACAUUUUGCGAGCGAUCUACUCGGUCAGUUAUCCGCCAUAUUGUGUUCAAUGUCAUUUGACUAUUUGAUAUGUUAUUUAAGAAUAUACUCUUUCAUUGUGCAAUUCAUGUACGUGUAUAUACUUUCCGUAUAAAAUGUCCAUUUGUAACAAUUUGAGUCUUAAGCUACAGUUGAAUCGGAGCUCUAAGAUCUCCAUGAUUCUAGGUCAUCAUGCCUCGCGCGACUGUGUGUCAAAGGUCGAUCUACAUGUAUCUUUUAGUACUCCACCCGAGUAGACGGGUAUUUCAAAACUCAACAAGCUUUGUUAUUUGAAUUUCGAGUAGAGACACGACCCGAGAACGACGCUUAUAUCAAACUUCAACCUUCUCAAAUAACUUUGUUCGAAUUUCGAGUACCGACCCUACCUGAGAAUCACAAUCAUUUCAAAAACACACUUUACAACCCGAAUGUAAGUUAAACACUGACGAUAGGUAAACUUGACGUCAAAAAAGUUUUUCGUCAAGCACUGAUACCAGUUAAGAAUGACGUUUCAUAUAUAUUAGAGUGCAUUUGUAAAGGCUGUAGGUAUGUUAUUACACUUUAAAUUCUACUACACUUCAAAAACAGUUACGUGCAGAAAGUAAGGUCUUUUACAUUAAGUUGAAUUUGAAUUUGUAGUUGUUAAGUGAACAGUUAUUAUUAGAAUAGCGUCAAGUGUUAAUUGUCUAGCCUCUUGACACAUCUUAUAGGGUUAGUAGACUGACUUCUGCCAGCGCAUGUUUUGUCCAUUGUUAUAUUUCAUGCUUUCUUAUUUAUUACUCAUAACAUACUUUACAGUUCUUAUGUAGCAAUUAUCGGAUAAUCUUGUUAAGUUCAUUCACUGUUCUUUUUUCUUCUUCUGCACUAUAUAAUAUUUUUCAUUGUUUAUACCAGUUCCAAAAGAUAUAAAAUUAAAACAGUUUUCCUGAAAAAAAUAUACGUUGAAUCACGGCGUGAUAUUUACAUUCGCCCUAUUCUUUUCCAUUUUGACGUUCAUUUCGUAUAAACAGCGAAAGGAAAGGCGCGAAAGUUACAUCAUCUCUGCUUAGUGAUAACGGGCCGCUAUUUUUACGAUGUCCGCGUACUGUAGUAUAGUCAAGGAGAACGUUCCUUAGAUGACGUCCCAGUUAUUCCGCUAGUCUGGAGAACAGAAUGGCCGGGAAGCUGAUUUUAAUGUUAAAUACAACAAAAUCUGUGCAAUUUAUAAUAGUAUCUUGUUUACAAAUGGAAAGGAAAUAUAAUGUAAAUAUAAGAAAUGAUAGAUUUUUUUCGGUGUUCAUGUGAAAUAAACGACAGAAUAGGAUCGGCAAAAUUAAAAUUACUUGUUUAAAUAGGUAUGUUAUGCAUUUUAUAGUUAAAAACACCGUGAAAAUGAUUUAUUAUUGGAAAAAUGACAUAAAAACUACGCAUACCCGUACUUUGAAUUUCAUUCAUCUACUAAAUAAAUUCAUGUAUAUGAUCCUACAUAAUGCAUCUAGAUUUUUUUUUCUGUUCUGGCGGUCUGAAUUUUACAACUUCUCUGUUUUGAAAGAAAAUGAAUAUGUGAAAAUAGGUCUAUUUGUUGGGGCUACUCCCACCACUCUUUUCUGAGCUGUACACGAGGUUCGUUCAAAGUUCAGGCUGAUUUGUAGUUUUAAAAAAGCGCUGUUCCUAAUUGACGCCGAUACUCAAACGUACGUGGUCAAUUAAGAAUUCUAACAUGGCUCGAUUUGGUUUCCAGUUGAAUAAAGAAGGAAAUCAAGCUCUGUAUAUUCUGCGAUAAACAACGGUUGACGCGCGGACCGGUAAGAGAGUAUUAUGACGUCAAAUUGCAUAUGGCAUCCGAUACAUUACUUCUCGGACAAAUGAAUUCCAGCAUAAUAUUUAUUAAAAUAUGUCAAUGAGCAUGUCAGAAUGAAAACAAUCAAGGCCUUCUUGUGGUUUAUCGUCCAAUAUACCACGGUUCAUCGUUCAGAUGCUUCAGUAUUUAACCACUUGGGCUAACGCUCUCGUGAUUCAAUUCCUACGCAUCUGAACUCUGAACCGUGGUAAAUUAGACUAUAAACCAUUCGAAGGCACAACUUUGAUACUUCUUUGUCAAAAACAAAUUAAUCGGGUCGUGUUAGAAUACUACUUCACGCUCGCGGUGCGUUGAUAAAUUGCAGUCGCCUCACAGUCAAAUAUAGGAAAUGGGACAGAUUUACUGAUGCCGUGUCGUUUGAGCUGUCAGUCAAUGGCUCCUUCUGAAAAUGUAUGGAGCUACGAUGACGUAAUCCAGGUAGAAAAGCUGAUCAAAAAUAAAUGCUUAAAAGAUUUUCGUUGCACUCUGUUAUUGCUGUCGUGAAAUUAGGGCAGUUUAUAAUGAAAGUUUGUUUGUAUAUGCCUUUUCUGUUCAUCAGCAGUUUUUUCCAUAAAAAGGUAGCAGUAAGUUUUUAUUAUAAGCAAAGUUAUGACAAAUUUAAUAUUAAAUCCAGUUAAGUCUGAUUCAGCAGAAAAAUGGGCGUAGAUCUUUUUUCUUAAGAAUUUUGCGUACGUUUCAUUUUGGACCUGUUUUGUUGUAUUCAUAUUUUAUUGUUAUUUUUGUAUAUACUUUUAAGUUACGGGUAUACAGUAUUGCUAAUGAUUGUAAUUUUUUUUUCAAAAAAAACUUUGUUAUGUUGAUUAUGUAAAUAAAAAAAUAAAUGUUAUUGCUUUUUAAGCUCACCUGAGCCAAAGGCUCACGGUGAGCUAUUGUGAUCGCUCACCGUCCGGCGUCCGUCCACACUUUACUUUAAACAACAUCUCCUCCUAAAUCACCAAGCCAGUUUUGAUGAAACUUCACAGGGAUGAUCCUUGGAUGGUCUUCUUUAAAAAUUAUUCAAAUAAUUGAAUUCCAUACAGAACUCUGGUUGCCAUGGCAACCGAAGGGAAAAACUUCAAAAAUCUUCUUGUCCAAAACCACAAGGCCUAGGGCUUUGAUAUUUGGUAUGUAACAUCAUCUAGUGGGCCUCUACCAAGAUUGUUCAAAUUAUACCCCUAGGGUCAAAUAUGGCUCACACCGGGGGUCACAUGGUUUAUAUAGACUUAUAUAGGGAACAACUUUGAAAAUCUUCUUGUCCAAAACCAUAAGGCCUAGGGCUUUGAUAUUUAGUAUGUAGCAUCACCUGGAGGGCCUCUACCAAGAUUGUUCAAAUGAUUCCCCUAGAGUAUAAUAUGGCCCCGCCCUGGGGGUCACAUUGUUUCUAUAGACUUAUAUAGGGAAAAACUUUGAAAAUCUUCUUGUCAAAAACAAAAGGGCUUAGGGCUUUGAUAUUUGGUAUGUAGCACCAUAUAGUAGGCCUCUACCAAGAUUGUUCAAAUGAUCCCCCUAGGGUGAAAUAUGGCCCCGUCCAAGGGGGUCACAUGGUUUAUAUAAACUUGUAUAGGAAAAAACUUUAAAAAUCUUCUUGUCUGAAACAACAAGACCUAGGCUUUUGAUGUUUAGUAUGUAGCAUUGCCUUGUGGUUCCCUACCAAGAUUUUUCAAAUUAUUACCCUGGGGUGAAAAGAGGCCCUGCCACGGGGGUCCCUAGUUUUACAUAGACAUAUAUAGGAAAAAAACGUUAAAAAUCUUCUUGUCUGAAAUUGCAAAGCAUAGGCUUUAGAUAUUUGGUAUGUUGCAUUGCCUAGUGGUCCUCUACCAAGAUUAUUCAAAUUAUGCCCCCGAGUUGAAAAGAGGCCCACCCAGGGGGUCCCAAGUUUUACAUAGACUUACAUAGGAAAAACUUUAAAAAGUUUCUUGCCUGAAACUGCAAGACCUAUGCUUUUGAUAUUUGGUAUGUUGCAUUGCCUAGUGGUCUACUACCAAAAUUGUUCAAAUUAUGCCCCCCUGGGGUGCAAGAGGCCCUGCCCUGGGGUCCCAAGUUUUACAUAUACUUAUAUAGGGAAAACUUUAAAAAUCUUCUUGUCUGAAAGUUCAAAGCCAAUGCCUUUGAUAUUUUGUAUGUAUCAUUGCCUAGUUGAUCUCUAACAAGAUUGUUCGAAUUAUGCACCUGGGGUGAAAAGAGGCCCCGCCCCAGGGGUCACUUGAUAUAUGAGUUAUAUAGGAAAAAUACUUCAAAAAUUAUCAGAUCAUAUUUCCUAGAUUUACCGGAUGACCCCAAGUGAUAAGGGGUCACCCGACUGUGACCUUGACCUACUGACCUACUUUCUUGUUUUUUAAGAUACAGCCUUGAAAUUUGGAUGACAUAUACAGUUUUACACACCAAUCUUUAAACUGACUUUCAGUGACCAUGAAUAUGACCUACUGACCUACUUUCUUGUUUUUAAGCUUUAGCAAAGAAAUUUGUUCAAGCAAGCAACUUAACUCAGGUGAGCGAUAUAGGGCCAUCAUGGCCCUCUUGUUUCUGCUUGCAUGUAAAAAGUCUAGAGUUGGUGUAGUCCAAAGAUGAAAAGUCGCUAUUUUACAUGAAUUUUUAAUCUGUUUCUUUCUUACAAAUUUGUAAAAAAAACUAUCAAAUAAAGCAUUAAAUAUGA